CGGUGGCGGUCGUGUUGGGAGAGUUCCUUUUUAGCUGAGAGACACGGGGACAGAGAGAGACACGGGGAGAGACACGGAGAGAGACACGGGGAGAGAUACGGGGAGAGAUACGGGGAGAUACACAGAGAGAGACACGGGGAGAGACACAGAGACACGGGGAGAGACAGCGGACGCUGUGGGAGUACGCGUCACCCAAGGUGAGACACGGGGAGAGACACGGAGACACGGAGACACGGGGGGAGACACGGAGACAGACACGGGGACACGGGGAGAGACACGGGGACACGGAGACACGGGGAGAGACACGGAGACACGGGGAGAGACACGGAGACACGGGGAGAGACACGGAGACACGGGGACACGGGGAGAAACACGGGGACACUGAGAGACACGGGGACAGACACGGGGAGAGACACGGAUACACGGAGAGAGACACGGGGACACUGAGAGACACGGAGGGGCAGUAACUUUAUUGAGGCCGGAACGCGGAAACUCAGAGAGCAGUGGGGAAGUCGCGUAGACACGGAAACACGGAGACACUGAGACGCUGAGAGACGCUGAGACACGGAGAGAGACACUGAGACACUGAGACACGGGGACACUGAGAAAUGGAGACACGGGGACACUGAGACACGGAGAGAGACACUGAGACACGGAGACACGGAGAGAGACACUGAGACACUGAGACACGGAGACACGGAGACACGGGGACACUGAGAAAUGGAGACACGGGGACACUGAGACACGGAGAGAGACACUGAGACACGGAGAGAGACACUGAGACACUGAGACACGGAGACACGGGGACACGGGGACACUGAGAAAUGGGGACACUGAGACACGGAGAGAGACACUGAGACACGGAGAGAGACACUGGGACACUGAGACACGGAGACACGGGGACACUGAGAAAUGGAGACACGGGGACACUGAGACGCUGAGACACUGAGAGAGACACUGAGACGCUGAGACACGGGGAGAGACACUGAGACACUGAGACACGGGGACACGGAGACACGGAGACACGGAGACACUGAGACACUGAGACACGGAGACACGGAGACACUGAGAAAUGGAGACACGGAGACGCUGAGACACGGAGAGAGACACUGAGACACGGGGAGAGACACUGAGACACUGAGACACGGAGAGAGACACUGAGACACGGGGAGAGACACUGAGACACUGAGACACGGGGACACGGAGACACGGAGACACGGAGACACUGAGACACUGAGACACGGAGACACGGAGACACUGAGAAAUGGAGACACGGAGACGCUGAGACACGGAGAGAGACACUGAGACACGGGGAGAGACACUGAGACACUGAGACACGGAGAGAGACACUGAGACACUGAGACACGGAGAGAGACACUGAGACACACGGAGACACACACUGAGAGACACACACUGAGACACCGAGACACAGUGAGAGACACACGGAGACACACACUGAGAGACACACACUGAGACACAGUGAGACACACACGGGGAGACACACUGAGACACACACACGGGUAGACACAUCACGAUGUCUCUCCGGCCGCGGGACGCUGUGGAGGAGAUGACCCCACAGCAACAGCAGCAGCCGCUGUGGAAACGUGAACUCCUGGACCGCAGGAGGAGGAAGGGGGUGCCCGACAUCUUGAGCCACCACCUUCAUCAGCAGCAGCAGAAGCAGCAGCAGCAGAAGCAGCAUCAGCAGCAGCAGCAGAAGCAGCAUCAGCAGCAGCAGAAGCAGCAGAAGCAGCAGCAGCAGAAGCAGCAUCAGCAAUGCCAGAAUCAGCAGCAGCGUCAACAGGAAAACCACCACCUCCAGCAGAAGCAGCAUCAGCAACAUCAGCAGCAGCAUCAGCAGCAACAGAAGCAGCAGCAUCAUCAUCAGCAGCAACAUCAGCAGCAGAAGCAGCUUCAGCAGCAGCAUCAGCAGCAGCAACAUCAGCAGCAGCAAUACCAGCAGCAGAAUCAUCAUCAGCAGCAGCAAUAUCAGCAGCAGAAUCAUCAUCAUCAGCAGCAGCAUCGUCAACAGGAAAACGACCACCACCAACACCACCAACAUCAGGACAACCACUACGUUCACCGCCACCAUCACCACCACCACGAUGACCACGAUUCGACGGGCGCGUCGGAUGGCGCCGGCGGUGCCAGCGAGGUGCUGGUUCUGCAGGAGAAGCUCCGUCCGGUACGCGAGAACCCCUUCGUGACGCGCGAGCGAGACCGGCGCUCCACCGCCGGCGGCCUCGGCCUGGGCCCGGGGGCCGCGCGGGCCUCUUCGCCGGCCCAGGACCCGCUGCUGGAGCUCUACAGCCACAUCCCGGGCAUCCGCACCAUCCGUGCCGACAACAUCAUCAUCAUCGAGUCCGACCCGGACUACUACCUGCAGCGGACUAAACCGGCGGUGCCGGCGGCGGGGUCGGCCGCCGCUGCCAGCGCCGGCGGCCCUCCGGUCACGGCCACGAUCAAUGCCCGGGAGGUCCUGGUGAUCCGCGACGGUCGGGACGACGGUGAGGAGGCCCGUUCGCCCGCCGACAGCAACGACGGGGGGGGCGGCUUCACGCUCCAGGGCCGCGUCAGCAGCCUCCUGUCGAGGUUCGACGGGCCCCGCGGCCGCUCCAGGGAGCCCGGCAACACGUGGGGGCCGAGGCGGUCGGCCAGCGCUGACGACCUGCUGAGGGGGGGCGACGACGAGCGGGGGGGCGGGGGGGGUGGGACGCCCCGGGGCAAGCGGCACGGCUCGCCGGACGGGGCCCCGCGCGCUCGCAAGUCCGCCACGGUCGCGGCGAGCCGCCCGCGUUCUCGGCCGACGUUGCCGCCGCCGCCGCCGCUGCUGCUGCCGCCGCCGCCGUCGCCCGGCGGGGGCCGCUCGGAGGGUUUCCUGGCCAACGGCGCCACGGGCCGGGAGCCGGGCCUCGUCUCGCCUCGCGACGGCGCCGCCGAGGAGCCGGGCAGCCCCUUCACGCCGCGGUCAAAGAAUUCGUUCACCGUGCACCCGGAGAAGAUCGCCGGCCUGCACCCGCCGGCCGCGUCCGCCGGGAACGCCUCCCCGAGGUCGCCGGAUCGGCUCAAACCGUCGCUUCCCGGCGGUAGGCCCGGGCCGCGCGGUGCCGGUUCGGCGACGAGGCCAAAAUCCCCGACGGUCCGGAGCUACGAGCUGCCGCGGCCGCCGCCGCCGGCGUCGCCCGCCAAAGCGUCGCCGCCCGCAACGACCCAGGGCUUGAAAUCCUGGACAUCCACCUCCCUCGACCUCCAUUCCACCUCCUCGUCGUCGGUGCGAGGCCCCGACCCGCCGCUGUUGCCGUUGCCCACGGCACGCGGCCCCCGCGUCCUGUCGGGGCCUAACUUUGAGAUCCGUCCGGCGGUACGACCGGACCUGGCCGACGUGGCCUCGUCCGGGGACAGGCAGGCGCAGGCCCUCAACAUUCUCCGCCGCGAGUCCGGCUACUCCAUCACCGUCAUCCCCAAGCCCCGCCAGCCCGCCGGCGGGGCGGCCGUCGCGGUGGCCGCCGAACGGACCGCCGACGCGCGGGGCAGGGAGCCGAUGCCCGACUCGAACCCCGGGCCGAACGGCAAGUCUGCGCCGACAGCUGCCGCCCCGGUGCCGGAAUCGCCACCGCCUCCUCCCCUUUCUCCCAGGCCGCCCGUCGUCUCGUCCCCCACCUUUCGGCGGCCGGCCGCCGCCAUUCCGCCCCUGCCGCACCGCGCGCCGCUGUCACCUCCGUCGGGCCGUUCGGCGUCGGCGUCGGCGGCCCCUUCGCCCGUCCCUCCGGCCUCCCCUCCGCCCGCCAGGAGCCCCCUCGGGCCUUCCCCGGCCUACGCCGCGGAAGACGCGACGCGGGACGCGCCGCUGCCCAAGUCGAACAUCGACGACGUGAUCCUAGGACCGCCGGACAGCCCGGGCAUCCGCAUCAAGCGCGGCAUCGGCAACAGGGCAUCGGGGGGUGCCACCAUUACCAAGGAGCCGGGCAAUUCCUACCGGAUCACGCCGGCGCCGCGGAAGCCGGCGGUCCCGGACGCGGGUCGCGCCGAGGUGGACGCUGGGACCCCGACGCCGACGCCGAGGGUGUUGGAGAACACCCACACGCCGCUCGGUCAGCUGGUAAAGAAGCGGUUCCCGCCGGCCGACGAGAUCGAGGUGAUCGGCGGCUACCAGCGCCUGAGCAAGUCCUGCCUCCUGUCCGGUGCCCGCAACAAGAAGAUGAAGAUCUCCUUUAGCGAGUCGGAGGCGAUGUUUGAGUAUCCGUCGGAGAGCUCCCUGCUGGAGGGGCUGGACUCUGACGAUGAGGGCGGAGGAGGUGGAGGAGGUGGGGGCAGCUCCUCUGACGAGGGUGGAGGGGACGAGGAGGAGGAGGGGGAUCCUUGCAUGGACUGCCUUUGA
Messenger RNA from Lethenteron reissneri (Far Eastern brook lamprey), 4378 nucleotides. Its product is annotated as taperin-like. NCBI's taxonomy places the organism in Eukaryota, Metazoa, Chordata, Hyperoartia, Petromyzontiformes, Petromyzontidae. The record is from RefSeq and is a predicted model, not a curated record. Gene Ontology annotation, molecular function: phosphatase binding.